Dracunculus medinensis (Guinea worm) is the source of this 1998-nucleotide messenger RNA. The record is from the annotation of a GenBank genome assembly. NCBI's taxonomy places the organism in Eukaryota, Metazoa, Nematoda, Chromadorea, Rhabditida, Dracunculidae.
UAUUAUGAAAUGGAUACGAAUGAAGUAAAAAAAACUGUGUAUACAGCAGCAGAAUUACCGAAAUUUACAACAUCGCCAGCAACAUUUAUACCAACAGUGUUUGGUGGACAUGUAUUAGUUUAUGAAAGUCGUUCACAUCCUGGUCAUCGUCGCGAAUUUGCAUUUAAAACUCGUUUCACAAAUCAAGCAGGUGUAAGUUCAUGUUAUUAUCGCUGUAUGUCUUGUAGGUCGAUGAAAAAUAAAAUAAAAGUUGGUCCGGAUGGUAAAUUACCGCAGAUACCAUGUAUUGCGGUAAAAAAUGGAUAUAUCGUAAACGAUCCGGAUUUUCCAGAAGCUAAUGAUCAUUUCUGUAUUCCACCAACAAUUGAAGAAUCGAAACAAAAAGAAGAAAAUGGUUUUGCGAAGACAAUUGCAAAAGGACGACCACGACAACGUACACGAAAGCCAAAUAUCACAUCAUUUUCUUCAGCGUCAUUAUUUAAUAAAUCUUUCAUCAAUCAGUUAAAUGCUUAUCAUUCAUUAUUUGAUCCUAGUUUAAUCGAUAAUAUAUCGCUGAUAAGUACGAGUUUAUGUGGUACUUCAGCUGGUAGUUUUUCAUCUAACUUCAAUGAUAGUACCAGUGCUAUUGAUUAUUCAUCUGAUAAAAUUAGUAACAUAAAAAUUGAAGAAUAUGAUUCGACUGAUGCAACAACAACAGCGAAUAAUUUAUUGGCAUCUCUUAUAAGUUCUGAGCCAGCACUACGUACUGAUAUCAAUAUCAAUAAUGAUAACAGCAAUAUCAAUUUGCUGGAAAAUGAUGACAAUUAUGCUUCAAUUAUCAAUUCGCUGAAUAAAACAACAAAUUCGAUUAUAAAUAAUGCAUAUAAUAAUGGAUGUAAUACUGGAAAUAGUAAUGUUGAUACUGUUAAUGGGCACGAUAAUACUAUUGGUGGAAGCAAUAGAAGAAAACGAAAAUUAUCACCAAAUCAUUUUGAUCAAAUUAUGGAACAUUAUGUUACCAAUAGUUGGGAUUUACCUGAAAAUGGUUUAUUUCUUUUAAAUUCUAAAAUAUUUUUUUCAGCUGAAUGUUGUCGAAAAGCUACGGAGUUAGCUUGUACAUUUGUUCUUUCGUUAGCAAGGCGCAUACCACAGGCUGUUUCUUCACUCAAGGCUGGUAAAUGGGCAACUAAAGAUUUUAUUGGUGAAGAGAUUUAUGGCAAAACAUUGGCAAUAAUUGGUCUUGGCCGUGUUGGCUUAGAGUUGGGAGAACGCAUGUUAUCUUUCGGUAUGAAAAUCAUUGGUUACGAUCCUGUCGUUUCCGUUGAGUUUGCUGCAAAGUUUGGUAUAACGUGGACGCAAUUAAAUCACCUCUGGCGUCAAGCCGAUUAUAUAUCUUUGCAUAUACCAUUAACUCCUAAAACUCGGAAUUUGAUAUCUGCAACUACGCUAAUGCAGUGCAAACGUGGUGUUAAAAUUAUCAAUGUCACCAGAGGAGGAGUAAUAAAUGAAACCGAUCUUCUUGAGUUUUUAAAUCAAGGUCAUGUUGGUGGAGUUGCUCUUGAUGUCUUCGCAGAGGAACCGCCACAAUGUCGAGAACUGCUUGAACAUUCCAGAGUUAUUUGUACUCCUCAUUUAAGUUCUUCUUUCGAUGAACGUAAGGAAAGAAUUGGUCGUGACUUAAUCGGAAACAUUGUCGCUUUAAAUAAGGGGGUUGGAUUUUAUAGUGGGGUAAUGGGUUUUUUUUUGUGGCGUCGUUUCUUUUAUAGAGAAUUUGCAGAUGCACGAGGUAUUGAAAAGGCGUUGGUAGCCAGUGCUACUGUUGGUUUAUUAAUGUCAACAGGGAACGCUGGAGCUAAUUUGGUCAAUGCGGAGAUUAAUGCAUUAAGAGAGGGAGUAAUGAUCUGGAGCAGUGAUUGCAUCUGCCUAGUUCAGGUAUGGUCAACUGGCCAUACCACAGCAGCUUUUUGGAUAACUUCUCUUUUUUUGAUAGUUCUCACCAAUGCUGGUUGGGCUGAUUGA